This is a messenger RNA of Hordeum vulgare subsp. vulgare (domesticated barley), 2136 nucleotides long. RefSeq lists its product as uncharacterized. The record is from RefSeq and is a predicted model, not a curated record. Lineage: Eukaryota; Viridiplantae; Streptophyta; Magnoliopsida; Poales; Poaceae. The transcript has 5 exons. Bases 753 to 1685 code for a protein of 310 amino acids.
CACAUAUCGGGGAACGGGGGAGGCUGGCGGAAAGAAAUAGAUCUCCCGGCGGCGUCAGACGCGAACUCCUUGCCCUUGUUUGGUUCCAACCGAAACUGAGGUCGAGAGUCCUCACAGAGCUCGGGAUCAACCAAGAAACAGAGGAUUCCCCCCGUCGAAGCAUCGUUCGUGGGUCUACUAGCACCCAACUGUCUCAUGGCGUCCCUGGAGCAGGAUCCUCGUCACCGGCAAAUCCAAGGCCACCAUGUAUCAGUCGGUUCAGACGACGCUUCUCAGACUGGCAAAAGAAUAAAGGAAUGUCUUCCAGAGGAUAUCUGGCUUCAUAUAUGCUCCUUUCUGCCAAUGAAAGAUGCUGCGCGUUCUGCAUGUGUUUCUCGCGCGUUUCGAAGUUCAUGGAAGUACCGUCCCAACCUCAGUUUUUGUACGGAAACAAUGGGCUACAAUGAUUACAACAGCAAAGUUGGCCGUAUUCUGAGAAGCCACUCGGGGGCGUCGGUGUGAAGACACUCCACCUUGUAUUCUAUGGUCCUUAUGAUGGCGAUACCAAUGCUUUUCUCGAUAGUUGGCUCCAGACUGCCAUUGCACCGGGAAUAGAAGGACUCUCCCUCGUACUGUUGUCUUCAGAGAGCGUUCCAUUUUACAAAGAGCCUAAAUGCGAAAUCCCGUUCUCACUUUUAUCUGAUGGAUGUCGAAACUCCAUUCGUGAUCUAAAAUUCGUAGGUUGUGCCUUCCACCCUACUGUAGGCGGUUGCAUGAGAAGCCUGACGAAUCUGUCUCUGAGUUUUGUGCAUAUCACCGGAGAUGAGUUGGGAUUCCUUCUUUCCAGUUCUUUUAGUUUGGAGCAAUUGGAUCUCAGCUGCUGCAGCGAGAUAAUUUCAUUGAAGAUACCUUGCCUGCAGCAUCUCAUGUGCCUGAAGGUGUCCAAAUGUGACAUACUGCAAGUGAUCGAAAGCAAAGCUCCAAAUAUCUCCAGUUUUCACUUUAAUGGUGAUCAACAAGUACAACUAUUACUCGGAGAAUCAUUGCAACUGAAGAAGAUAACCAUAUCACAUUCAUGUGUUCUCCGUUAUGCACGGGUCAUGCUCCCAUCAACUAUACCAAACCUUGAAACUCUUACUAUAUAUUCGGUGCUUGAUGAGAUGGAUAGUCCGCCAAUGCUGCCAAGCAAAUUCGUCCACCUCAAAUAUUUGAAUAUUAAGAUACCGAGAUGGACCUUUCCUCCGGCCUGUGAUAUUCUCUUGUUCAUUUCUUUCCUUGACGCUUGUCCUUGCUUGGAGACCUUCCACCUACAUGCACCAUCGAGACGACGGGUGCCCGGUGAUUCGAUCUUUGAAGUUCCCUCACAUUUGGGGCGAAUUCCAGGACACUGCUAUGACAAUCUGAGGCAUGUGAGGAUCACUAGUUUCAGCUCCACAAAGCUCUUGGUUCAGCUCACAUGUCAUAUUCUGGAGCAUACACCAUCACUUGAGUGCCUCACACUGGACAUAACUCAUGGUUCGUCAAAUUGUUCCGACAGAAAAAUUGGCAAAUGCUAUGUGAGCAAGGACACUCUUGUGGAAGCCCCUAAAACGCUCGAGGCUAUACGGACUUACAUCGAGGGAAAAGUUCCCUCCACAGUCAAGUUAAAUGUCCUGAAGCCUUGCAAGCGAUGCCAUGAUGUUGACUAUAACUUCCUCCGUUGCUAAAUAUAAGUCUUUUUAAAGAUUCCACUAUGAAACUACAUACGGAUAUAUAUAGACAUAUUUUAGAGUGUAUAUUUACUCAUUUUGUUUAGUAUGUAGUCUCCUAUUGAAAUAUCUAAAAAGACUUAUAUUUAGGAACAGAUGGAGUAGGUGUCAUGCUAUCGUGAUUAUGGAAUGAACAGUUAUAGUAUAAUUUUUAGAUGGAUUGUCCUUUGUAAAAAUGUUGUGCAGAACCAUGGUCUGAAAAACGUCUCUCUUGUGCUUUGUUCAGUCUGUCCAGUCUGUUAGCCCUACAGUAUCAAACCUCUCGGUCUUGUUUCUUCCUUCUCCGGCAGAGUUCUAGGCUUUUAUUUGAGCCCAAACAUAUAUAGUGGCUAAAUAGAGUUAGUAGUAUCCCUAGAUAGUGUCCGGCAAUGAGAUUACUACCCUCUGAAAAUGAAAAGCUGGCCCAGAU